Molecule: messenger RNA, 3281 nt
Organism: Daucus carota subsp. sativus
Lineage: Eukaryota; Viridiplantae; Streptophyta; Magnoliopsida; Apiales; Apiaceae
Product: ubiquitin carboxyl-terminal hydrolase 5-like
Exons: 13
Coding region: 208-2943 (911 amino acids)
Biological process (GO): protein deubiquitination
Molecular function (GO): cysteine-type deubiquitinase activity
Source: RefSeq, a predicted model, not a curated record
AGAGUGGAAAUAGAAAAAGCAGCAGCAGCAGCAGCGUUGUCGGAAUCGAUGUGAGGCAAAUUAAGCACAAUUGCAUAAACAUUAGUGUGUAGAAAAACAUAAAUUGGGCCUGAAAACGACCCGUUUUACAGUGGCCCAGAGAUAUAUAGCUUGCAUACCCAGGUAGAGUGAUCAUUGACAGCAGCAGCAGCAAAUACAGAGACAGACAUGGAGAUGUCGCCGGAGAAAGAGACGGUUGUGGUAAGAGCGUUAUCUGAAUCAGCUGAAAGCCUUGCUAAACCAGGGGAUGUCUUCCAUCUCGUCGCUUGCAGCUGGUGGAACUCUUGGGUCAACUACGUCAGCCAAACCCGCUCAGCUGCAUCAGUUUCGCACCAACAAAAUUCAGUGCCUUCAACUACUCUGAACAGACCCUGUGCCAUUGAUAAUACCGACUUGAUUCAGCAUUCAGGUUCAGAAGAUGCUGCUAUUGGAUUUGACCUCAGGGACAAUCUAGUCGAAGGCACUGACUACAUAUUGCUUCCCAAAGCAAUUUGGAAUCAGUUACAUGAAUGGUAUGGAGGGGGUCCUAAAUUGGCACGUAAAGUCAUAAGUUCUGGCUUAUCAGAAAAUGAACUUUCUGUGGAGGUAUAUCCUCUUCGGCUGCACUUACAUUUGAAUCCGAAAGGAGAUCGUUGUACUAUAAGAAUAAGCAAGAAGGAAACUGUUGGAGAACUUUACAGAAAAGCCUGUGAGACUUUUGGUCUUGAGUCCGAGCAAGCAUUCAUUUGGGAUUAUUAUGGCCAGCGUAAACAUGCUUUGAUAAAUGACAUGGACAAAUCUCUCGAGGAUAUUAACAUAGAAAUGGAUCAGGAUAUUCUAGUUGACAUCACUGACAAUGGUGGUAACAUGAGUUUAUCAGUUGCUGGAGGUUUAUCUAUGGACAAGAGUUUCUUUAAGAACGUUAAUCCAGAAUUGUCUCAAUAUUCUCAAUAUCUAAAUCAGACAACCUCUAGAGAAGUGGAGAAGAUACAUGGGAUGCCUGGUUUCAGUACAAGUGAUUCUUCUGGGGGUCUUACUGGGUUAUCGAAUCUUGGCAAUACUUGCUACAUGAAUAGUGCAAUACAGUGCCUUGUUCAUACACCACAGUUUGCUUUGUAUUUUUUGGAUGAUUAUCAUCAAGAAAAAACCCGGCAUAACCGUGUUGGCAGACGUGGUAAGCUAGCUGUAGCCUUUGGUGACCUGCUCAAGAAAUUGUGGGCACCGCCACCAGGACAGGUUUCAGUGAAUCCUCGUCACUUUAAAGCAAAGCUUGGUCGUUUUGCUCCGCAAUUUAGUGACUUGCAUCAGCAUGAUUCUCAGGAACUCCUAGUUUUGCUGUUGGAUGGGCUUCAUGAAGAUCUGAACCAUGUUGAAAAGAUAUCUAACAUCAAAUCCAGAGAUGCUGAUGGUCGGCCUGACGAGGAAGUUGGCGAUGAGUAUUGGUCAAAUCAUGUUGCUCGUAACAAUUCCAUAAUUGUAGAUGUUUGCCAGGGCCAGUACAAGUCAACUUUAGUUUGUCCUGUCUGUAAUAAAAUGUCCGUGAUAUUCGACCCCUUUAUGUAUCUUUCCCUGCCUCUCCAAUUCACGUCCAUCCGAACAAUGACAGUGACUGUGUUCACUUGUGAUGGUAGUGCACUACCAGCUGCUUUCACUAUAAAUGUUCCAAAGCUAGGACGUUGCAGGGAUCUAAUCCAGGCACUCGGCAGUUCGUGUUCCUUAAAAGACAAUGAGAUAAUAUUACUUGUAAAGAUACAAAACCACCUUAUUAACUGCUUUUUGGAAGACCCUUUAGUUCCAUUGUCUUCCAUCAAAGAUGAUGACCAUCUUGCUGCCUACAAGAUUCCAAAGUUUGUGAAAAAAUUUAAGUUUCUUCAGCUGAUACACCGUCGGGAAGAAGAGAAUCCUGGUAGUUCCCAGAGAAUAACAGAGUGGAAGCCUUUUGGAACACCUCUUGUUUCACCUAUCUUGUGUGAUGACACUUUUACAACAGGUGAUAUACAGUCAGUAGUUCAUACAAUGCUCUCUCCUCUGCGAAGAACUGAGAUCUUGAGACAUGCUGAUGUCUUUGAUACAAGCAUAGCCGCAACAGCAUCAGAUCUGCCUCGAGCUGUCAAUUGUACUGUGACUAGUACUGAUUUCAUCUUCGGUGAGUCAAAACAGGAGAGUGGCAAUUCUAAGGUGACUGGUUUAAGGAAACUUCCUUUACUACAAGUGGACGAAAACAAUUCUUGCUUUGAUCUAUCAGUUGGAGAAGAGAAGGCUGUUAAAAUCGCCUCAUCUUCAAGAUCCAUACUUGUUUCCGUUGAUUGGUCUCAAAAUCUUUUGGAUUAUUACGAGACCUCUUACCUGGAAAACUUACCAGUAGUCAAGAAUGGCGCAGCAAGUAAAAGAACUCGCAAAGAACCACUUUCCCUGUAUACUUGCCUGGAAGCUUUUUUGCGUGAAGAGCCUCUGGUACUUGAAGAGAUGUGGUACUGUCCGCAGUGCAAGGAGCAAAGGCAAGCAAGUAAGAAACUUGAUCUUUGGAGGCUUCCUGAUGUCCUCAUCAUUCAACUGAAGAGGUUCGAAUAUAGUAGAUCAGCAAAGCAUAAGCUGAAGACAUUCGUCCACUUUCCCAUCCAUGACUUUAACCUGACAGAUUACAUAGGAAGCAAAAGGAAUUCGAUGCAACAUCUGUAUGAACUUUAUGCCGUAAUAAAUCAUUAUGGUGACAUGAGAAGUGGUCACUACACAGCACAUAUUAAGCUCCUUGACGAAAAUCGGUGGUAUAAUUUCGAUGAUGCACAUGUAUCACCAAUCGAUGAAGAUGCAGUACGUUCCAGUGCUGCAUAUGUACUCUUUUAUAGGAGGGUGAAGUCUGAUUGUUCCUCUGCGAGCAACCGACCUCAAUCAUCCGCAAGACACAAGAAAGUAUCAUACUUGUAGCCGCUGAUGUAUAGUGCUCCUGUCCUGUAUAUAAGAAGCUAGUCCUUGUAAGAGAUAAGUAUUGUACUCUUGGUUGUGCGAUUGUAAGUCUGUAUGAAAUGGGAGGGUUGUCCUCCACCAUAAGACUUUCUUUACUGCAGAGUCUGCAAACCGGUUCACACCAAUGCAUGUGUUCCAGCAGGUUGGAGUUGACUGAUUACAUAUUUAAAAUUUCACAGAUAUUCUACCCCUCCAGAUCUGUAUAUUAUUGGUUGUGGGUUAGUUUCUUGUUUUUGUCUUUGUGAUGGACACUUAGAAAAACUUUUUGGGCUAAACAUAUGUAUCUUAUGAUGUGUGUA